UUGAUGUGGUUACUUGUUUUGAUUCUUUAACGGAUCGACGCUCACAGAAGAAGAUAAACAUCAAGUUUGUCUUACCUUGCAAAAAAUAAUCUUGAUUUAAUUUGAACUGGAUAAACAAUAAUGUAAACAUUUAUUUGAUUGGGAUCUAUUUGGUAGAAUAUUGUUCCCGUUAAAAUGUCUUGUAGCUACGCAGAUGGUUUGUCCCAUUAUGAAAAUAAAGGAGUUCUAGGUGUUCCAGAACAAUUUGAUUCAGAAAAGAAGGUUGAUGAGAAGUGUGAGGUUUUGGCCCAAUGGAUCAAGAAUUCUAAACAUAUAGUUCUCCACACUGGUGCAGGGAUAAGUACAUCUGCUGGUAUACCAGAUUUUAGGGGCCCUAAUGGAGUCUGGACGUUAGAGAAGGAAGGAAAGAAACCAAAUAUUAAUAUUUCAUUUAAUGAAGCAAUUCCUACCAAAACUCACAUGGCCAUCAAGCAUUUGUUGGACAAAAAUAUUAUUCACUACGUAAUAAGCCAAAAUAUAGAUGGACUUCACUUAAAGAGUGGCGUUUCUAGAACACAUAUGGCUGAAUUACAUGGGAACAUGUUUAUUGGUCAAUGUAACACUUGUGAAAGCCAAUUUGUUAGACCAGAAGCUACCUCAACUGUUGGCAAGAAAUGCCUAAAUGAAGAUUGUAAAAGAUCCUCUAUGCUACGAGGACGUACUUGUAGAGGUAAACUACACGAUACAAUUCUAGAUUGGGAGGACAGUUUACCGGAAUAUGACUUGGAAAUGUCCGAUUAUCAUUCCAGUCUAGCUGAUUUAAAUAUUUGUUUGGGUACCACCCUUCAGAUAGUUCCUAGUGGUAAUCUACCUCUUCGAUGUAAAAAAUAUGGCGGAAAAGUAGCUAUAGUGAAUCUCCAACCUACCAAACAUGAUAAAAAGGUAGAUUUAAUAAUCAAUAGCUAUGUAGAUGACGUCAUAUCAAGAAUAAUGAAAAAACUAGGUCUCGAAAUUCCGGAUUAUUCUACCGAAGUCGAUCCAACCAAAAACCAACUGCCAUCGUCUGUGAUUGAAUGGAAUAUUUUAAAAACCAAUAUUGAUGAAUUUAGAGACAAAUAUGAUGUACUGGUGAGAGAAUACAAAAAACUGAGAAUAGAACAAAACAUUUUAAAUAACUCAAAGAAACUAGCUAAGACAGUGAGGCUGAGGAAAGAAAAAAGUAUUAAGAAAAACUCUAGAUCUAGAAAAAAGAAGACAUCGAAAGCAGAGCUCAAUUUGGUGAAUCAAUCCAAUCUUAAAAUUGAACUGACUAAAUUAGUUGAUAUGGAAAAUAUGUAUUCAGCAUGAUGCAUUUGUUAGGUAUAAUUUUAUGUAAUGACCUUAACCAAAAGAAACUCUAAUGAUGAUGA
Molecule: messenger RNA, 1388 nt
Organism: Diabrotica virgifera virgifera (western corn rootworm)
Lineage: Eukaryota; Metazoa; Arthropoda; Insecta; Coleoptera; Chrysomelidae
Product: NAD-dependent protein deacetylase Sirt6
Exons: 6
Coding region: 175-1326 (383 amino acids)
Molecular function (GO): NAD+ binding
Source: RefSeq, a predicted model, not a curated record